CCUGGCCCCGCCCUUCCGCCUCGCCGAGCGGCGAACUCCGGGGAAGAAGCCGGUUGGCCGAGGCGAGACGGAGGCCGCGGGCGCGUGGCGGUCGGCCGCUCGCUCCGCGCCCUGAACUCUGCCGGUUCGAGUCCCGCCGGGAGGCAGCGAGGCGCGCCUGAAACAAUGGAGGAGCUGAGCCAAGCUCUCGCUUUCAGCUUUGCUGUCUCCCAGGACCUCAACAGCACAGCAGCACCACACCCCCGGCUGGCACAGUACAAAUCCAAGUACAGCUCCUUGGAGCAGGCAGAGAGGCGACGGCAGCUCCUUGCAUUUCAGAAAACUAAGCGAUUGGAUUAUGUCAACCAUGCUAGGAGGCUGGCAGAGGAUGAUUGGACAGGCACCGAGGAGGAGGAGGAGGAGGAGAAGGAGAAGGAGGGGGCAGGUGCAGACAGUGCAGACAUGGAGAUGGAAGUCGGGACGAAGCUACCAAAACGCUACGCCAACCAGCUGAUGCUGUCUGAAUGGCUGAUUGACGUGCCCCCAGAUUUGGUGCAGGAGUGGCUGCUGGUGGUGUGCCCUGUGGGGAAGAGGGCUCUUAUUGUGGCAUCUCAGGGCUCCACUGCAGCUUACACCAAAAGCGGUUUCUGUGUCAACCGAUUCCCUUCUCUUUUGCCAGGUGGGAGUCGCCAUACUUCAGCCACAGGGAAAGAAUACACAAUCCUGGACUGCAUCUACAGCGAGGCCCAGCAGAUGUACUACAUCCUCGAUGUGAUGUGUUGGCGGGGACACCCUGUGUACGACUGCCAGACAGACUUCAGGUUCUAUUGGCUGCAUUCAAAAAUGCAGGAAGAGGAUGGCCUGGGAAAGAAAAGCCGUCUUAAUCCAUUUAAAUUUGUGGGACUGCAGAGUUAUUCCUGCACACCGGAAAGCCUGUGCAAGGUUCUGGCCACAGAUUUCCCCUUUGAGGCAACCAAGCAAUUCCUUGAAGAGAUUAACAAGUGGACAGUCCAAUACAAUGUGUCUCCCCUUUCUUGGAAUGUGGCAGUCAAAUUCCUCAUGGCCAGGAAAUUCGAUGUCCUGCGAGCGAUUGAGCUCUUCCAUUCCUACAGGGAAACCAGGCUGAAGGAAGGGAUCGUGAAGCUGAAGCCUCAUGAGGAACCUCUCCGCUCAGAGCUGCUUAGUGGAAAGUUCACCAUCCUGAGCGUACGAGAUCCCACUGGAGCAUCGAUUGCCCUCUUCACUGCCAAGUUGCACCAUCCCAACAAAAGCAUCCAACAUGUGGUCCUCCAAGCGCUCUUCUACUUGCUGGACAGAGCUGUGGAGAGCUUCGAAACUCAGCGAAAUGGCCUGGUAUUUAUAUAUGACAUGGCAGGCUCCCACUAUACCAACUUUGAGCUGGAUCUCAGCAAGAAAAUCCUGAACCUUCUGAAGGGAGCCUUCCCAGCCCGUCUCAAGAAGGUAUUCAUUGUGGGUGCUCCUAUGUGGUUCCGAGUUCCAUACUCCAUCAUCAGCCUGCUGCUUAAAGAGAAACUCCGGGAAAGGGUCCAGAUGGUGAAGAUGUCUGAGCUGAAGGAGCACCUGCCCCAAGAGUGUCUCCCCGAGUACCUGGGCGGAUCCCUCAAACUAGAUCCCCUCAGCUGGAACUGCAGGUUCCUCCCACAGCAGAACGGCCACCCGGACCCCCUUGAUGAGCUGAUUCUGGUGCCACUGGCAUCCCCCCGGGACAACGGCUCGGUGCACACGCCGGGGCCAAAGGCCAUGACGGUGCAGGAGGUGCUGGAGCACGUCACCCAGAAGCAGAAGCGGGGCAUCUAUGAGGAGUACGAAGGCAUCCGGCGCAGGAGCCCGGCAGGAACAUUUGCCUGCUCCUUGUCUCCCUUCAACCAGGAGAAGAACAGAUAUGGGGAUGUGCCGUGCCUUGACCAAACGAGGGUGAAGCUGUCCAAGCAAUUCAGCUAUCCAGAGCUGACAGAUUACAUCAACGCCAGUUUCAUGGAUGGCUACAAGCAGAGGAAUGCAUACAUUGGCACCCAAGGGCCGUUAGAGAACACAUAUGGUGACUUCUGGCGCAUGGUGUGGGAGCAAAAUGUGCUGGUGAUAGUCAUGACUACGAGGCUGGAAGAAGGAGGCAGACGGAAGUGUGGCCAAUACUGGCCAUUGGAGAAAGACUUCCAGACUUGCUAUGGAAACCUGACGGUCACCAAUCUGGGAAUAGAGAACCUCAACCAUUACAAGAAAACCAUUCUGGAGAUCUACAACUUUGAGAGCCGCGAGAGGCGACUGGUGACCCACUUCCAGUAUGUGAGCUGGCCUGACUAUGGUGUCCCGACCUCAGCAGCAACUCUCAUCGACUUCCUGGGGGCUGUCAAACAUCAGCAGAGGGUGGCUGCCAGUGCCUUGGGGCCACGCUACAAAGGCCAUCCUGGUGGGCCACCUAUUGUGGUGCAUUGCAGUGCUGGCAUUGGCAGGACAGGUACCUUCUGUGCUCUGGACAUCUGCCUGUCUCAACUGCAGGACGUGGGCACGCUGAACGUGCAGCAGACAGUGGUGCGGAUGAGGACGCAGCGAGCUUUCAGCAUCCAGACCCCUGAGCAGUACUACUUCUGCUACUUGGCCAUCAUUGAGCAUGCGCAGAGAGAGAACCUGCUCCCUUCCUCCUACGCCUGGGCAGGGAAGGAGAAGAGCUAAUAGGAAUCCUGGCCCAGCGGCCACAGAGCAGUUUCCUCCCUUCCUCCCUCUUGACCAAACCAGAUUUGUCAGCAUCUUCAGAUGCAGCUUUGCCCAGAACACUGAUUUGAGCCAAUUUUUCUGCCGCUGAGGCUAUCAGAAACUUUCUGUUUGACUAGCUGGCUAGCUCAAGUCGCAACUAGUAGCCAUGGGCUAUGAAGGCUUGCAUUCUCCAAGACUAGCACCCUUGAUUGAACUGUGCCUUAUUAAAAAAAGAACAAACCAAACUUCUGGUCCUGACUUGCCACUGGAGGCAAACAGGGAGAAGAUGGAACUCCUUGCCAUGUCAGUGUCCUCCACCUUCUAGAGACAGAGGGGGUGCUGCUUUCCUGGUUCUGAUGCAGAAGGGGACCCUUUCCAGUUAUAUCCAAGGCCAGGAUAGAAGAAGAUUUCCGUCUUGCCCACCACUGAAUCUAGGUGUUUUCUUCUCUGUAUGUACUUAAUACACACUCCUCGUUCAAAGAUGUAGCCAGUAUUUUCUUUGCAUAAAUAUGAUGCAGAGUCCUAAUAUCUUACAGGGACCUAAUAUCUUACAGGGACCUUUGUAUUGAGUGGCAGCGUCAGUGUUAUGAAUUAUGUUAAUGGUUCUUGUCUGCCCAGCCUGCCCAAGGUUGGUCUUGCCCACUGUGCCAUCCCAGUUCACCCACUGAUGUAGCUUCAACAUACACACACUUGCAAGGGCACACCUGUUGUGCAGAGGUGUACAGGUUGCGUGCAAGUUAUGAUGUCGUAUCACACAAAUGCCGCAGUGCCUGGUGUGUGUGUGUGUGUGUCCAUGUGAUGUUGCCACAGCAGGAUGCACCCUUAACCUGCAAGGAUCCUCCGUGCCACAUCCCAGUGGGAUUCUUCUCCCCUGCCUUCACCUUUCUUGCCCGUGAUUGUAUCUUAAGUCUGCAGAAAAGGUUAUUAGCUGGGGUGCAGAUCUGUGGGUCUCUUUUCCUGCGAUGUGGGGCGGGGCAUGUGGAACCCACUUGCAGUUUUGCUGCUAGCCAGGAAUGCUAGGCAGUUGUUGGUACGAAGGACUCAGCAGGGGACAGUGUGGAUGUGAGUGGCCAAAUAAGUGGGGCUUAACCCCCAAACAUCUGGGAGAAGGGAGGUAGAGGAAGGAGACUUGAUAUCGGGCCUCAGAUCUGUUCUCUCCCACAGCCCCUCCUCUCCGACAAAACCUUGAAAGCCAAUUUUGUUUAAGUGGGGGAAUUCUUGCUCUCUACAUCCAGUUCUUUCUCCUUGCGCAGCCUGCCAGUGACAAGACUGGGAGCUCCCGUUUUCUUAAAGCAGGCUGACAGCCACCCUCCACCCCAAUUUCUGCUUGGAGAGGAGGAGGGUGGCAUCUGAGCUGCCCUCAGUAACUUUAUACUGGAAUAAGCUCUUUUAAUGCGCAUAUUUUUUAUUUUUUACAAUCCCUUUUUCUUUCUUUCUCUCCCUUUCUUUCUCAGUUUUGUAUUUAACAUUAACUUGAUCAAGUCCGAAUUGGAGAUAACUGUAAAUGUUCCUAUUUGCUAUUGUAUGGCAAUUUCUUUCUCUCCCUCCCUCUCUCUCUCUCUCUCUCUCUUGUAUUUGCAAAUAAAUAUACCUACAACCCA
Messenger RNA from Podarcis muralis (Common wall lizard), 4292 nucleotides. Lineage: Eukaryota; Metazoa; Chordata; Lepidosauria; Squamata; Lacertidae. The record is from RefSeq and is a predicted model, not a curated record.